CCUUGAGGGCGGCGCUUCUUCCCUCCCUCUCUUCUCUUCUGCCUGCGGUCUCCGCUGUCUGCGCCACUCAUCUCACACCUUCUCCUCUCAACCUUCCCGUUCUGGCUUUCCCUCGUCGUCCUUGUGAAUAAGCAUUCCUGUUUGGGCUCCAAGCGCGGACGGUAUCCGGAUCCUUAUUCUACCAGCAGAACCAGAUCUGUUGCUUGUCAACUGAAGAAAACCAUUUAUAUGCAUAUAUAAUCCCACUGCCACGGUUAUAAAUCCGUCUCAGUGGUCAAACUCCCGGCCUUUCUCAGAUUUACCUCGUUCGGCGACUUGCGUAUUCAAUACCCUUUAAAACACUGAUAUUUACUUGGUUUGAACAGAGAGCUAAGUUUUCCCGAAUAUAAAGUCGGCACCUAAUAAUCAAUAGAAGGAAUUUCCUGGAUUUUAUCGAACGAUGUCCAGUUCCCUUUCCUUCAUACAACUUCCGACUGGCUCUUCUUGUGCUCUUCCCCGCAUCAACAACCCUCAACUCAAUGUACGCCCUUCAAAUAAAGUCGGUGGCAGAGUCACGCGAUGCUCGGCUGCGAGGAAAUCAUCAUGCUUGAUGGAGAAGAACAUUUUGGGAAGCCGAUUGCGUCCGUGCAGGGCGCCGGGAUCGGAAAAACUACACGUUUGGAAAUCAGAUGGUCCUGGACGGUCGCCUAAGCUGAGGGUGGUUGUUCGAUCGGCAUUCUCGGCGGUGCCGGAGAAGCCGCUCGGCCUCUAUGAUCCGGCUUUGGAUAAGGACUCUUGUGGGGUUGGAUUCGUCGCGGAAUUAUCGGGCGAGAGCAGUCGCAAAACGGUGACUGAUGCUCUGGAGAUGUUGGUGCGCAUGUCACACAGAGGUGCCUGUGGGUGUGAAACCAACACUGGAGAUGGAGCCGGCAUUCUCGUGGCUCUUCCUCACGAGUUUUAUAGGCAGGUUGCUAGGGAUGUGGGAUUUGAGCUUCCACCACCUGGACAAUACGCUGUUGGCAUGUUUUUCUUGCCCACGUCAGAAAGUCGUAGGGAAGAAAGCAAAAAAAUAUUUAAAGAGGCUGCCGAAUCUCUUGGACACUCGGUUCUCGGUUGGCGUUCUGUGCCUACUGAUAACUCAGGAUUGGGUAAAUCUGCCCUACAGACAGAACCGGUCAUUGAGCAAGUGUUCCUUUCACACAGUCCUCGAUCAAAACUUGAUCUGGAAAGACAGAUGUACAUAUUAAGAAAGGUCUCUAUGGCAGCUGUUGAAUCUGCAUUAAAACUCCAACUUGAUGGCAUUAAAGAUUUCUAUAUCUGUUCACUUUCAUCAAGGACUAUUGUUUACAAGGGUCAGUUGACUCCUGCACAAUUGAAGGAUUACUAUUUUGCAGACCUUGGUGAUGAAAGGUUUACGAGCUACAUGGCCCUGAUACACUCACGAUUUUCUACCAACACAUUUCCAAGCUGGGAUCGUGCUCAGCCUAUGCGUGUAUUGGGCCACAAUGGAGAAAUCAACACACUCAGAGGCAAUGUUAACUGGAUAAAGGCACGUGAGGGUCUACUCAAGUGCAAGGAACUUGGUUUGCCAGAGAGUGAGUUGAGGAACCUUUUGCCCAUUGUGGAUGCAAAUUCAUCAGAUUCAGGAGCAUUUGAUGGUGUUCUUGAAUUUUUGGUUCAAUCUGGAAGAAGUCUUCCUGAAGCUGUCAUGAUGAUGAUUCCUGAAGCAUGGCAAAAUGACAAGAACAUGGACCCUCAGCGUAAAGCGUUUUAUGAGUACUUCUCAGCUCUCAUGGAGCCAUGGGAUGGGCCUGCUCUUAUCUCAUUUACCGAUGGCCACUAUCUUGGAGCUACUUUGGAUAGGAAUGGGUUGCGACCUGGCCGUUUCUAUGUCACCCAUAGUGGAAGAGUCAUAAUGGCAAGUGAAGUUGGUGUUGUAGACAUUCCUCCUGAGGAUGUGUGUAGGAAAGGACGACUUAACCCUGGCAUGAUGCUUCUGGUCGACUUUGAAAAGCGUGUUGUUGUAAAUGAUGAUUCCUUGAAGGAACAAUAUUCAAUGGCAAGGCCGUAUGGAGAGUGGCUCAAGAGGCAGAAGAUUGAACUCAAAGACAUAGUUGACUCUGUACACGAGUCCCAAAGAGCAGCACCAGCCAUAGCAGGAGUGGUGCUAGCAUCUGAUGAUGAUGCAAACAUGGAAAAUAUCGGUAUUCAUGGUUUAUUAGCUCCGUUAAAAGCAUUUGGUUAUACAAUUGAAUCCUUGGAAAUGUUAUUGCUUCCCAUGGCAAAAGAUGGUGUUGAAGCUCUUGGAUCGAUGGGAAAUGAUACUCCAUUAGCUGUCAUGUCUAAUAGAGAGAAGCUGACCUUUGAAUACUUCAAGCAAUUGUUUGCCCAAGUGACAAACCCACCGAUUGAUCCUAUCCGUGAGAAAGUAGUCACUUCCAUGGAAUGUAUGAUUGGUCCAGAAGGUGAUCUGACAGAAACUUCAGAGGAACAAUGCCACCGUCUUUCACUAAAAGGCCCCCUUCUAUCCAUUGAAGAAAUGGAAGCCAUAAAAAAGAUGAAUUAUAGGGGCUGGCAGAGCAAAGUUAUAGACAUAACUUACUCUAAGGACCGUGGUAAUAGAGGAUUGCAGGAAGCCUUGGACAGAAUUUGUGAAGAGGCACAUGAUGCGAUUACUAAAGGAUAUACAACACUUGUGCUGUCUGAUAGAGCAUUCUCAAGGAACCAUGUCGCUGUGAGCUCUCUUCUGGCUGUUGGUGCUGUCCAUCAAUACCUAGUUAAAACACUUGAACGCACUAGGGUUGCUUUAAUAGUUGAAUCUGCCGAGCCACGUGAAGUACAUCAUUUCUGUGCCCUUGUUGGCUUUGGUGCUGAUGCUAUUUGCCCAUACUUGGCCUUGGAGGCUAUCUGGCGGCUACAAGUUGAUGGAAAGAUCCCACCAAAAGCAAGUGGUGAAUUCCACUCAAAAGAUGAAUUGGUCAAGAAGUAUUUCAAAGCAAGUAACUAUGGAAUGAUGAAGGUUCUUGCCAAGAUGGGAAUAUCUACUUUGGCCUCUUACAAAGGCGCUCAGAUCUUUGAAGCUCUGGGUCUUUCAUCAGAAGUAAUUGAAAAAUGCUUUGCUGGCACUCCUAGUCGUGUUGAGGGUGCUACAUUUGAGAUGCUUGCUCGAGAUGCACUUCAACUGCACGAGUUGGCAUUCCCUUCUCGUGUUUUCUCUCCAGGAAGUGCAGAAGCUCUUGCACUGCCAAAUCCUGGGAAUUAUCAUUGGAGAAAAGGUGGUGAACUUCACCUAAAUGAUCCACUUGCUAUUGCGAAACUUCAAGAGGCUGCCAGAACCAACAGCAAAGAUGCAUAUAAACAGUAUUCUAAGCUAAUUCAUGAACUAAAUAAGGCUUGUAAUUUGCGUGGUCUGCUAAAAUUCAAAGAGUCAGCCGUGAAGAUUCCCCUUGAUGAAGUGGAGCCAGCUAGUGAGAUAGUUAAACGAUUUUGCACUGGUGCCAUGAGUUAUGGGUCAAUAUCAUUGGAGGCCCACACAACACUGGCAAUGGCUAUGAAUUCGAUUGGAGGAAAAUCCAACACAGGUGAGGGAGGUGAGCAACCAUCUCGCAUGGAGCCUCUUCCUGAUGGCUCAAUGAAUCCAAAACGGAGUGCCAUUAAGCAAGUUGCCAGUGGAAGAUUUGGAGUGACAAGUUACUACCUUACAAAUGCUGAUGAAUUGCAAAUAAAGAUGGCCCAGGGAGCAAAGCCAGGCGAAGGAGGUGAACUUCCAGGCCACAAAGUUGUAGGAGAGAUUGCUGUCACCAGGAACUCAACUGCUGGGGUAGGACUCAUCAGUCCUCCUCCCCAUCAUGAUAUUUACUCCAUUGAAGACCUUGCACAGUUGAUUCAUGAUCUGAAGAAUGCCAACCCAGCUGCCAGAAUCAGCGUGAAGUUAGUAUCUGAAGUUGGAGUAGGCAUUGUUGCUAGUGGAGUUGUUAAAGGGCACGCCGAUCAUGUUUUGAUCUCAGGUCAUGAUGGGGGUACAGGAGCAUCUAGAUGGACUGGCAUAAAAAAUGCUGGUCUUCCUUGGGAGCUUGGCUUGGCUGAGACCCACCAAACUUUGGUUGCAAAUGACUUGCGUGGUCGCACAGUUCUCCAGACGGAUGGACAGCUCAAAACUGGUAGAGAUGUUGCCAUAGCUGCAUUGCUUGGUGCUGAAGAGUUUGGUUUCAGCACAGCUCCACUGAUUACUCUUGGGUGCAUCAUGAUGCGAAAGUGCCACAAGAACACUUGUCCUGUUGGCAUUGCCACUCAAGAUCCAGUGCUUAGAGAGAAGUUUGCAGGAGAAUCUGAGCAUGUUGUCAACUUUUUCUUCAUGGUGGCAGAAGAGAUGAGAGAAAUUAUGUCUCAGCUUGGAUUUCGUACUGUAAAUGAGAUGGUCGGCCGUUCAGAUAUGCUUGAGGUCGACAAAGACGUAACUAAAAGCAAUGAUAAGAUGGAGAACAUUGAUCUCUCACUGUUGCUUAGACCUGCAGCUGAAUUACGUCCAGAAGCUGCUCAAUACUGUGUGCAAAAACAAGAUCACAGUUUGGACAUGGCCUUGGACAAUAAGCUUAUCAGUCUGUCUAGUGCUGCUUUGGAAAAGGCUCUUCCAGUGUACAUUGAAACUCCAAUCUGCAAUGUAAAUCGUGCUGUGGGAACCAUGCUUAGCCAUGAGGUAACUAAGCGGUACUGCUUGGCUGGUCUUCCAACUGAUACCAUUCAUAUUAAAUUUUCUGGAAGUGCGGGCCAGAGUUUUGGUGCAUUUCUUUGUCCUGGCAUCACUUUGGAACUUGAAGGGGAUAGCAAUGACUAUAUUGGCAAAGGAUUAUCUGGUGGUAAGAUUGUAGUAUACCCUCCCAAGGGAAGCAACUUUGAUCCUAAGGAAAAUAUUGUAAUUGGCAAUGUGGCAUUAUAUGGUGCAACAAAGGGUGAGGCUUAUUUUAAUGGGAUGGCAGCAGAAAGAUUUUGUGUACGUAAUUCUGGGGCCAAGGCUGUUGUGGAAGGUGUUGGUGAUCAUGGAUGUGAAUACAUGACUGGUGGAACUGUUGUUGUGCUUGGGAAAACUGGUAGAAAUUUCGCAGCUGGUAUGAGUGGUGGUAUUGCUUAUGUGCUAGAUGCUGAUGAAAAAUUCCGCUCUAGAUGCAACCUUGAGCUUGUUGAUCUCGACAAGGUUGAAGAAGAGGAGGAUAUUAUGACUCUCAGAAUGAUGAUACAGCAACAUCAACGCCACACAAAUAGUAAACUUGCCAAAGAAAUGCUUGACAAUUUUGAGCACCUUGUCCCUAAAUUUAUCAAGGUGUUCCCCAAGGAGUAUAAACGCGUACUUGCAAAUAUGAAGGCUGAGGCAGCCUCUAAAGAGACAGUAGAGGCUGUUGCUAAAGAUGCAGAAGAUGAAGAUGAAGCACAACCGGUGGAAAAAGAUGCCUUUGAAGAACUUAAAAAACUGGCUGCUGCAUCUCUGAAUGAAAAACCAAGCCAGGCUGAACAGGCUAAAACAUCCAAGAGACCUCAUCACGUUGCUAAUGCUGUCAAACAUAGAGGUUUUGUUGCCUAUGAGCGUGAGGGUGUUCAGUACCGUGACCCUAAUAUUCGAAUGAAUGAUUGGAAAGAGGUCAUGGAGGAGGGGAAGCCUGGCCCACUUUUGAAGACACAAUCAGCUCGUUGCAUGGAUUGUGGUACUCCUUUUUGUCAUCAGGAAAAUUCUGGAUGCCCCCUUGGAAAUAAAAUACCCGAAUUUAAUGAGUUAGUAUACCAAAAUAGGUGGCGUGAAGCAUUAGAUCGCCUUCUUGAGACAAACAACUUUCCAGAGUUUACUGGUCGGGUGUGUCCGGCACCUUGUGAAGGUUCCUGUGUCUUGGGCAUCAUUGAGAAUCCUGUAUCUAUAAAAAGUAUUGAAUGUGCCAUAAUAGACAAAGCUUUUGAGGAGGGUUGGAUGGUGCCACGACCUCCACUUAAGAGAACUGGGAAAAGAGUUGCUGUUGUUGGAAGUGGACCGGCAGGCUUGGCCACAGCUGAUCAACUAAAUAAAAUGGGUCAUACGGUAACUGUAUAUGAGAGAGCUGAUAGGAUUGGAGGGCUUAUGAUGUAUGGGGUGCCGAACAUGAAAGCUGACAAAGUGGAUGUUGUUCAACGCCGGGUCAACCUUAUGGCCGCAGAAGGAGUCAACUUUGUGGUGAAUGCCAAUGUUGGGGUUGAUCCUUUGUUCUCUCUUGAUCGGCUUCGAGAAGAAAAUGAUGCUAUUGUCUUAACUGUAGGAGCUACAAAGCCAAGGGAUCUUCCAGUACCAGGACGGGAUCUUUCAGGAAUUCAUUUUGCCAUGGAAUUUCUUCAUGCAAACACGAAAAGCUUGCUAGAUAGUAAUCUUGAGGAUGGCAGUUAUAUUUCUGCCAAGGGUAAGAAGGUUGUUGUCAUCGGUGGGGGUGACACUGGCACAGAUUGCAUUGGGACAUCCAUUCGUCAUGGGUGUAGUAGUGUUGUGAAUUUAGAGCUGCUUCCUCAGCCACCACAAACUAGGGCCCCAGGCAACCCUUGGCCACAGUGGCCUCGCAUAUUCCGUGUAGACUAUGGGCACCAGGAAGCUGCAGCUAAAUUUGGAAAGGAUCCAAGAUCUUAUGAAGUUCUAACCAAGCGUUUCGUGGGGGAUGAGAAUGGGAUCGUGAAAGGACUUGAAGUGGUCCGGGUAUGCUGGGAGAAGGAUGAAACUGGCAAGUUUCAAUUUAAGGAAAUUGAGGGUUCUGAGGAGAUUAUCGAGGCCAACUUGGUUUUGUUAGCCAUGGGAUUCCUUGGCCCCGAGUCUACAAUUGCUGAUAAAUUGGCGUUGGAGAAAGACAAUAGGUCAAACUUCAAGGCAGAUUAUGGCCGCUUCUCAACCAGCGCCAAAGGGGUCUUUGCUGCUGGGGAUUGUCGUCGUGGCCAGUCCCUUGUGGUGUGGGCAAUCUCAGAGGGACGACAAGCUGCUACUCAAGUUGAUAAGUACCUCUUCGAAGAAGAGAGAGAACACAACAUGGAUGAGAACCAGGAGGAACUUAUUAAGAGGCAGGAAGACCUUACUAAGAAGCACCAAGACAAGCACACAGUAAUGACAUGAAAGGUUCACAUGAUUUUUCAUCUCGUAUAAUACCAAAAGGAAUUGCACAGUAUAAUCAGUAUAUUUCCAAGGGAUCUCCCGAGAUUGGAUAUGGAUUUUGAUUGGCUUUCCAUAGGCAUUCUUUGUUGGUACGCCAGAAAGACCAGAAUAAUACGAUAUUUGUCUUUGGUGUUAGUGGUUUUUUGGGGUAUAUAAUUUCCGCAUAUUGAAUCUGUGUUUAUAACUUAAAUGCAGGCUUUUUGUCGGAAAGGUUAGUUAUUUUGGCAGUUUAUGUAAUGUACAGUUUGCUUUUUAAUUAUUUAAGGGUAUGGCAUUGCUUAUAUUAGUGAAUA
Molecule: messenger RNA, 7419 nt
Organism: Neltuma alba
Lineage: Eukaryota; Viridiplantae; Streptophyta; Magnoliopsida; Fabales; Fabaceae
Product: glutamate synthase [NADH], amyloplastic
Exons: 22
Coding region: 440-7087 (2215 amino acids)
Molecular function (GO): oxidoreductase activity, acting on the CH-NH2 group of donors, NAD or NADP as acceptor; iron ion binding; FMN binding
Source: RefSeq, a predicted model, not a curated record